GCCACCGCCCACAGCCGCGGCGGCGCCUGGCACCGUCCGUUAGCCCUCCUCCGCCUGCGAACUGCUGCCUGCCGCAACUCCUCAACGUGGGGUAGUGUUCUUGGCUUGUUAUCUUUCGGUCACCCGUUGUUUGUUUCUGUUGCAUAUUCUUCGCUGGGAUAGUGGGGUGGUGAGAUAUAAACAGAAGGACGAUGGAAAUGUUGUUUUUCGUAUGAGUAACCUGGCUAGAUGAGUUGCCCACCCCAUUGCAGUCUUGUUGCUUUCGGUAAAUGAUCAAGGUGUUUCCCCUAGUCAUGUACCAAAGGUGGGAAUGACCUUUGACACAGAAAAGGAAGCCUAUGACUUCCAUAAUUCCUAUGCUAGAAGUGUUGGGUUUAGUAUCCGGAAGUGCCACACGAAAAUGAGAGCCGAUGGGACUCUUUGUUGCAAAUAUUUCGUCUGCAGCAAUGAAGGGCAGCCUGCGGCGAAGCAACGCGCUUCGACAAGGUCCGACUGCAAGGCCCGUGUUCAGUUCAACAUUAGUCGAGAAGGUAUAUGGACAGUGCAAAAGGUUGAACUUGAUCACAACCACUUCCUGGUAAGUCCAGACAAGGCCCAUAUGUUGAGGUCACAGCGCCGUUUAUUAGAGUCUGAUCAACAGAUAAUGAGUCAAAUGCGAAAAAAGGGGAUUACCACUGCGGAUAUACGGAGAGUUUUGCAGCAAGGUUCUGCGGGAGCUGAAAAUGUACAUCUUCUGAAGAAGGAUUCUGAGAAAAAGUACCUCCAACCAAGCUAUGCUCAAGCAUUGCUCGAGUAUUUGAAGAACAAGCAAUCUGAAAAUCCGUCAUUCUUUUAUGCGGUUCAGCUAGACGAUGAUGGUCGAAUAGCCAACUUCUUCUGGACAGAUGGUCAGGCUAUUGUAGAUUACGCUUGUUUUGGUGAUGUUGUCUCUUUUGACACAACAUUUAAGAGAAACAGGUCUGAAAUGCCAUUUUCUCCAUUUGUGGGAACCAACCAUCAUAAGCAAACCAUCAUUUUCGGAGCUGCAUUGAUAUAUGAUGAAUUUUCAGAGUCUUUCCCUUGGCUCUUUCAGACCUUUCUUACCGCAAUGUCUGGGAAGCAACCAGCUACAAUUUUUACAGAUCAAUCAUCUGAAAUAUCUAAGGCUAUUGGGUUGGUCUUUUCUAACUCAAGUCAUUGUCUAUGUUUGCGGCAUAUCUGUCACAAUGUGGUUAAGCAUUUGAGUAAUGGAAUUUGCAACCAUCCACAAUUUCUGUCUGAUUUUAAGAAGUGUGUGUAUGAAAAAAGGUCUAUAGUGUGCUUUGAUUUGAAGUGGAAGGAAUUGGUAAGUGCAUACAAUCUUCAAGGUAAUACAUGGAUGAAGAAUUUAUCUGCAUUGCGUGAAAAGUGGGCUGCUGUGUAUUGUCAUGAUUCAUUUUACGCUGACAUGAUAUCAAUUCAAAAUAAUGAAUCAUGAAUAAUGCUUUCAAGAAAUUUCGGAUGAAGCUUUGUCUUCCAGAAUUUUUAGAAGUCUAUGAUCAGUGCAUAAUUAGUCUUCGCCAAAAUGAACUAGCAGCGGAUUAUAAGUCACGCCAUACCAACCCAGUUCCUUAUGUUCCUGAUUUACCUAUGUUGAAGAUAGCUGCUGAAUCCUAUACGAGAAAUGUAUAUGUUGAUUUUGAAGAAGAGUUCAAAAAGUUGUUCACACUUUCUUGUUCAUUGCUGUCACAAGACAGGACAGUCAGCACUUAUAAGUUGAUACCUCUGGAUUCAGAAGAAGCAGCAUAUGUCGUUUUCAAUUCUGUAGAUAAUACAGUCUCAUGUUCUUGCAAAAUGUUUGAGUGCACAGGUAUGCUAUGCAAGCAUGCACUGCGAGUCCUUAACUACAAAAAUAUAUUUACAUUGCCAUCUCACUAUAUAUUGAAAAGAUGGACAAAAUAUGCGAAAUCUCAGUUAUUUUGCUGCAGAAAUGUGCAGAGUGACAAUGAGAGUUUAAUGUCACGCUGUGCACAUAUCUCUCGAAAGAUACAUUCAAUUGCACUAAGAUGUUCAAUGUCAGAAAAGGCGCUUCAGCUUUUGGAGGUUGGUGUAGAUAAGUUAGCUUGGGAAAUAGAAAAUUUUCGAAGUCAGACAAACUCGAAUGGGAAUGGUACUUGUCAAUCGCUUGAGUUUUGCAAUAGCCAAUAGUGCAACGACAAUGGAAAAUUUACUGUACAGGGAAGGGCCCUGAUAUGCAAAAUAAUGAAAAAACAUUCUUGGGGAGGAGAAAAACUGAUGCACUGCAGGAAAAAGGGAUCAUUCAGUUAAGAUGUUUUAGCAAAUGGCAUAAUUCUGACUGUGCCAUCUGCUGCAUCAAACUACCCAGGGAGAUUUACAAAGCUGUUUAUUCGGUGAUCACCAUCUGUGUUUCAACCACUAAUUUUUGGUGAUUGUUCAAGAAACGUAAUUUAUAAGGAACAAGUAUCUUUUGAGCUGUUGAGAUUGUGGGCAGUGGAAAGAGCAUCAUGAUCCGCUAACCCUGCUGCUUCUUGACACUGCUGGCAUUUGGCAACGAUGAAGUAGUACUGGCUAUUGACAGAGAUGCUGAUGUUAUCCUGGCCUUCUUAUUGCAUCGUGAUCUAUUCUGUGUACAUACACAAUCGGUUAUUAUGCUUUAGCUUAUGGAAUACUCCUAGCAACCAGGAUAGAGGAAUCUGGUUAUUGUGUUCAUA
Molecule: messenger RNA, 2690 nt
Organism: Phragmites australis (common reed)
Lineage: Eukaryota; Viridiplantae; Streptophyta; Magnoliopsida; Poales; Poaceae
Product: protein FAR1-RELATED SEQUENCE 5-like
Exons: 3
Coding region: 311-1456 (381 amino acids)
Biological process (GO): regulation of DNA-templated transcription
Source: RefSeq, a predicted model, not a curated record